Messenger RNA from Brenthis ino (lesser marbled fritillary), 1191 nucleotides. Lineage: Eukaryota; Metazoa; Arthropoda; Insecta; Lepidoptera; Nymphalidae. The record is from the annotation of a GenBank genome assembly.
AUGGAUUUGCACGCACCUCCUUUGGUCGUUCAUGGAUAUGAAACUCACGCGCCCUUACUUGAGGUCGAAGGUCUGGAUCCUCACAGCCCUCAGCAGAAGGUCCUCAUCCAUGCCCCGAUACAAAGCCAGGAAUUGAUCAGCAACGAUCAUAGGAAUGGAGGUCAUGGCGGUGUGAAUCAAUUAGGCGGAGUGUUCGUAAACGGACGGCCUUUACCCGACGUCGUGAGACAAAGGAUAGUGGAGCUAGCUCAUAGUGGGGUCAGACCCUGUGAUAUCAGUCGACAGCUACGCGUCUCCCACGGCUGCGUCUCUAAAAUACUAUCCCGGUACUACGAAACCGGUAGCUUCAAAGCUGGUGUGAUAGGAGGUUCCAAACCCAAAGUGGCGACCCCUCCCGUAGUGGACGCGAUAGCUGCAUACAAACGUGAAAACCCAACAAUGUUCGCGUGGGAGAUAAGGGACCGGCUGCUCAGUGAAGGGAUAUGCAGUCAGGACAAUGUUCCUUCUGUUUCUAGUAUAAAUAGGAUUGUUCGAAAUAAAGCGGCGGAGAAAGCAAAGCAUGCGCACAACCAGCAGCAGCAGCAACAACAAGAGCAAGAGAUUAGUUCUGCGCAGGGCAGUGUUGUUUCUGUGAUAACCCACGCGGGCAACGCCCCCGGCGCGACCGCAGUGCUGUCACCCACCGAGCACGUCAACAACACCGGCAGCUACAGCAUCAACGGUAUCCUGGGCAUCGAGCAGGUGGACGGACUACACAAUGGAAACGGGCUCAAGAGGAAGAGACACGAGGACCAAGCAACAAAUGACUCGACAGGGUCCACAGCGGCGGGCGAGCCUCCCUCGGCGGCGGGCAGCCCGGACGCCGCCGCCCUGGUCGUGCUCCAGCCUCCCGCACCGCCGUACCCUCCGUAUGCGCAUUAUGAUGGUACAGCAACUCUGGCGAGUGAAUACGCGUACGCGGCACCUUACUCGCAGUACUCUCCUUACGGCGGUCCCUACUCGCACUCCGCCGCCACCGGCUUGCUGUCUAAGUGUUUUGCAAAGUUGGGGGCUUUGAACAGACUCAAUGGAGGGAGCUCAGGUAUUCCAAUCGAUAGGAUCAUGUGGAUAAAUAUUUCAUUUUGUUCUGCGUAUUGGCUGAUAUCAACGGGCGCCGUGCGAGCAAUAGCAGUCGGCAGGCCACAACGAACC